Messenger RNA from Fukomys damarensis (Damara mole-rat), 2040 nucleotides. RefSeq names its product endothelial cell specific molecule 1 (gene Esm1). The record is from RefSeq and is a predicted model, not a curated record. Gene Ontology annotation, cellular component: extracellular region. Lineage: Eukaryota; Metazoa; Chordata; Mammalia; Rodentia; Bathyergidae. The transcript has 3 exons. The coding region runs from base 328 to 879 and encodes 183 amino acids.
ACGGAUAUGAGUGAGUUUUUCAGCCUUCAUGCAAAACAACCAUCUAAACAUAACAGAUGACAUCAGCUUGGGCUUUUCAAUUCCUGGAUGGCAGCAGCGUGUUAAUCCAGCCUUCAUCCUGGAUUUCAUAAACUAAAACAAGAGAGGCUGGCAGGAGGACAGCGCUGCCGCUGGGCUGAGGAAAUUGAUGACGGGGAAGCAUACAGGCAACCCAGUGUAUAAAACUGAUAAACGUGUAGGCAGAGAGGCUCAGCUACCACUUUGGACGGCUGCUUCCCACAGUGAAGACCACAACACUGGGAGCUGAACCUGAGCCAGCUGGGAAACAUGAAGAGCCUCUUGCUGCUGACCACACUCCUUGUACCUGCACACCUGGCCAUGGCCUGGAGCACCAAGUAUGCAGUGGAUUGCCCAGAGCACUGUGACAGUAGUGAGUGCAGAAGCAACCAGCGCUGCAAAAGGACAGUGCUGGAUGACUGUGGCUGCUGCCAGGUGUGCGCUGCAGGGCUGGGAGAAACUUGCUACCGCACAGUCUCAGGCAUGGAUGGCAUGAAAUGUGGCCCAGGGCUGAGGUGUCAAUUUUACAGUGAGGAAGAUGAUUUUGGUGACGAGUUUGGUAUCUGCAAAGACUGCCCCUUCGGUACUUUCGGGAUGGAAUGCAAAGAGACUUGCGACUGCCAGUCAGGCGUGUGUGACAGAGUGACGGGCAAGUGUCUGACAUUUCCCUUCUUCCAAUAUUCAGCAGCGACAUCUUCCACCAGAUUUGUUUCUCACACAGAUCAUGACAUGGCAUCUGGAGAUGGAAAUUCUGUGACAGAAGAGAUUGUGAAAAAGAAUGCUGCUCAGUCUCCUGUAAUGAAAUGGUUGAAUCCACGCUGAUCCUGGGUGGGAUUUCCAAGGGAAGGCUCUGUCUUAGUGAUUGUUCAGUACCCAGCCAAUAUUUUAAGAACUAUCUAGAUUAUAGCAUAUGGGUGCGUAAUUUUUGGAGGUCAAGUAUGACUUGGGUGGGUCCAGUCACAGGAAGUCGACUACUUAAAAUCCAUAAAAUUGCAUAUGGCCAAUAAUGGUAGGGGUGAGGGUGAAGCAUUAUAAUAUUUGGAUCAUCCUUGUGGAAGCUUCAAUAGAAUUUAAUUAUUGAUAUUAUUAUUUACUUUGGGAAAAGUUAAAACCCAAACCAGAAACCCCCUGAGGAAGUGGGAUGCUUGAAACCUGUGGGAUUUGAGCAACAACUUUGAACUGAGGUCAGUUUUAAAGGGCUGCUAAUGUAGUUCUCAGGUCCCUUGAUAUGAUAGAUGGAUCUAAGGCAGAGAGCAAACAUACACUUCUGUAAGAGAUUUGAAGAAUACCACCUCUGAGAUAUAGCUAACUGGCCUCUGCCUACUGAGGGAUGGGGAGGGGUGGAGGUAAAUAUUUAUAUAUUUUUAUUAAAAAUAUGUUAGUACAAGUCAUCUUCCAUACCUUUGUUAUCACUCGUUUGAGGAAAUGAACUUAGUUUUUUAAAUGAUUAGAAAGGCAUAACUGUAUAUGACUUUCAAACACUGUAUUAUAGUAAUAUUAGCAACAACAAACAUAAGAGCAACCUAGAAAAAUUUAAUCACUGUGGGUUUAUAAAAUACCAAAAAAUAAGCAAUAGAGGGAAUUUACUCAGAAAAAUGCCAUGACAUGGAUAAAAUUUAAAUUUAAAGUACAGAAUAAAUUUUUAAGAGGUUUGGAAAAGAGUCAGUUUCCAACAGGAAAGAAACAUGCCAACUUUAAAAUGUGGUUUAUUUUCAUAUUUUUUUCUUUCAAACUUGAUUGAUAAGUGGAAUUAAGACUAUGCUUGGGAGGAUUUUAGCCCAAACAGAAAUGGUGUACUACAUGCUAUUAGGAAAUACUUGCAGAAGUAUUCUAUUUGGAACGAAGAACUUAUUUAAGAAUUACUUCAGCAUUUACCUAUAUUUUAUUCUUGAAGUUUGUGAAUGUAUGUGUGGGAGGAUCUUUGAAUGUAUGCACAAUAAGCUUUUAAAAGGAGAAAUUUAUUACCGUUUAAUAAAAAGUAAG